Molecule: messenger RNA, 543 nt
Organism: Rotaria socialis
Lineage: Eukaryota; Metazoa; Rotifera; Eurotatoria; Philodinida; Philodinidae
Source: the annotation of a GenBank genome assembly
AUGUUUUCAUUGACCAUUGCUACUAUUGUUCUCUUCGCUGUUAGCAGUAUUUCACACGCAGGUAAAUGCCCAACAGUACCUACACAAAAGGAUUUCGAUGCAUCUAAAUAUCUUGGCCUUUGGUAUGAAGCCUACCGAAACACUAUUAUCUUUGAACUCGGCUCUAAAUGUGUCAAUGCUACCUACACAGCAAAGGACGAUGGAAGUGUUGGUGUCUGGAAUCAGGCAAUAAAUAUGUUUGGCAAAUACAGUAGCAUUAAAGGUUCGGCUAGAGUAAAAAAUGCAAUGGAACCUGCAGCACUCGAAGUUAAAUUCGAUAAUCAAAAUCAAGUAGGCUCCUACAAUGUUAUUGCUACUGAUUAUGAAAAUUAUUCUCUUGUCUAUUCAUGUAAAAAUAUUCCCGUCUUUGGUAAAUGGCAAUUUAUUUGGUUUCUUUCACGAACCAAAACUUUAGCACCAUCAAUUGUUGAUAAUUUGAACAAGAUUCUAUCGAACUAUGGCAUCAAAUCAAAUAGUAUCUCGCAAACACACCAAAACUGCUAA